This is a messenger RNA of Drepanopeziza brunnea f. sp. 'multigermtubi' MB_m1, 1353 nucleotides long. RefSeq lists its product as uncharacterized. Gene Ontology annotation, cellular component: cytosol. NCBI's taxonomy places the organism in Eukaryota, Fungi, Ascomycota, Leotiomycetes, Helotiales, Drepanopezizaceae. Gene Ontology annotation, biological process: GDP-mannose biosynthetic process; carbohydrate metabolic process. Gene Ontology annotation, molecular function: mannose-6-phosphate isomerase activity; zinc ion binding. The record is from RefSeq and is a predicted model, not a curated record.
AUGCAAGUCCCUCUAUUCCGACUCCAAUGCGGAGUCAACAGCUACGACUGGGGCAAAGUAGGCAAGGAGUCCGCUGCGGCCAUGUUCGCCGCCGCAACCCCCGCCGAUGAUUUCUCCAUCCAAGAAGACAAGCCUUACGCCGAGCUAUGGAUGGGCACACAUCCCUCCAACCCCUCCAAAGACCUCAUCACGAAACGAUCUCUGCUCGACCUCGUUCAAGACAACCAGGCACUCCUCUCAAUAGCAGUCGGCGAAAAGUUCGGCCACAAGCUUCCUUUUCUCUUCAAGGUUCUCUCCAUCGGAAAAGCGCUCAGCAUCCAAGCACAUCCCAAUAAGAAGCUAGCCGAGAAGCUGCAUGCGAAGGACAGCAAGAACUAUCCCGAUGACAACCAUAAACCUGAGAUGACGAUUGCGAUUACACCCUUCGAUGGACUAUGCGGGUUCAGACCUUUGGCCGAGAUAUCGCAUUUCUUGUCUACGGUGCCAUCGCUCAAGAAGCUGGUUGGGAGUGAGGUGGAAGCGUUCACAUCUACGGUCAGGGGACAAGAGACGUCUGAUAAGCCCGAAGACGAAGAAAAGAACAAAGAGGCCUUACAAAAAGCUUUUGGCGCUCUCAUGAAUGCAAAGAAAGAGGACGUAGAAGCAGCAGGCAAGGAAUUGAUCGAGUCCGCGACACAAGAAGGUGCCGAUUUUGCAGGCGGUGGUGUUGAAGCCACACCUGGCCAGGAGCUCGCAGAUCUGGUAGUCAGACUCGACAAGCAGUUUCCAGGAGACGUCGGGCUUUUUGUUCUCUUUUUCUUAAACUAUGUGAAGCUGGAGGUCGGAGAGGCCAUGUUUCUCAAGGCAGACGAUAUCCAUGCCUAUCUGAGCGGGGAUAUCAUCGAGUGUAUGGCGGCAUCUGACAACGUCGUUCGUGCAGGCUUCACGCCGAAGUUCAAGGACGUUGAUACGUUGGUCGAUAUGCUGACAUACUCUUACGCACCUAUUGAGGAGCAGAAGAUGGAGCCAGUCGACUAUCCAUACGUCACGCUCAACCCGACAGCAUACAGUUCUGCUUCAGCUGCUGUACUCUACGACCCUCCAAUUGAGGAGUUCAGCGUUGUGAAAACGGACCUGAAGAAGAGGGGUGCCAAGGCCACCUUCGAGCAGAUCGCUGGACCGAGUAUUUUCAUCUGUACAACUGGUAGCGGGAAGAUUAGUGUCGGCCCAAAAGUCGAGGAAGUCAAGGCCGGCUAUGUGUAUUUUGUAGGAUCAACUGCCGAAGUAGUAUUGGAGAGCGAAAGUGAGAAUUUCACUACGUUCAAGGCUUUCUGCGAAUUGCAUGACAAGGAGGACGGGAAGGAAAAGUUGUGA